AUAACUUCUUGUUCUACUCAAAAAAAGCGGUUAGCAGGAAGCCUCGUGCUUGGUGAUUAAUUUAUAAAUUAUUUCUUGUUGCAGAGCUGAUUUACAGUUGUAAUUAAGAAAUUGGGAGAAAAUAUGACUCAGCGGAAAAAACGAUCGCUUUCAAACGAAAAAAAGGGAUUAUGGAUUCAAUGUUGUGAUGAAAAUUGUAAAAAAUGGAGGUUCGUAAAGGAAUAUAAGGAUCCGCUUUCGGUACCAGAGAAAUGGUUCUGUUCAGAAAAUUUCGACAAGAAAUUUGCAUCCUGCGAUAUUCCGGAAGAAAAAGCCGACGACGAUCUCGUAGAAAGCGAAUAUGUUCCCGGAAAUAUUGUUUGGGCUAAAAUUACCGGCUAUCCAUGGUGGCCAGCAAUAAUUGACAAUUGUCCAGUGAAAAAAACUUUCUAUGAACUUGGAUCUUCCGAAAUUCCGCUUAGAUAUCACGUGACUUUUUUAGAAGAAAAGGAAAAUCAUUGUCAGUGGAUAAAGUCUGAUAAAAUUAAACCAUACAAGGAAGAUGAUGGUAAUCAGCCAAAGAAAGCGAAGUUAUUACAGAAUAGUCAAUCGGUAUCAUUAUGUCAAUCUUUGGAAAUAGCGAAAUUGGCACUAACCCUAGACAAUGAAAAAAGAUUAAAGAAAUACAGUAUUUCGCUUCGAAUCGAUGAUUUAUUGAAAUCAAAUAAUAUACCCAAGAGAAGAAAAGAAAAUGUAAAAUACGUUUCCUCAAAUAUAAAAGAAAAUAACGUGAAAAAAAAUCUCGAAAUUUCGACCGAUAGAAAAGAAAAUUCUUCUCAAAAUCAAAAUAACGUGAAAAAGAAUCUCGAAAAUUCGACAGAUAGAAAAGAAAAUUCUUCUCAAAAACAAAACGUGAAAAAAACUCUCGACAAUACCAAUAAAAAAGAAAAAUCUUCUCAAAAACCAAACGUGAAAAAAACUCUCGAGAAUACCAAUAAAAAAGAGAAAUCUUCUCAAAAACCAAACUCAUCUGUCAUCAUUCAUCCAGGAAGAUGA
Messenger RNA from Leptopilina heterotoma, 1035 nucleotides. RefSeq names its product zinc finger CW-type PWWP domain protein 1-like. Gene Ontology annotation, cellular component: nucleus. The transcript is spliced from 6 exons. Gene Ontology annotation, molecular function: zinc ion binding. NCBI's taxonomy places the organism in Eukaryota, Metazoa, Arthropoda, Insecta, Hymenoptera, Figitidae. Bases 124 to 1035 code for a protein of 303 amino acids. The record is from RefSeq and is a predicted model, not a curated record.